AUGCGCACGGAACACGUCGUGAAGGAGGGCGACUCGCUGAUCCUUCCCUGCCCUGCGGUGGGUGCUCCGAAGCCGCAGCUCAUCUUCACUAAGACGGGCGGCUACGGAGUGCAAACAGCCCGAGACCUUCCACUGGGUGCCGACUCGUUGGGCAAUCAGCUGCAGUCGAUCAAUCGACGCUCCGUUCUCUCGCAGGUCAGUUUAAGGCCGGAUCAUCUUGCGUGGAGUGGAGAGUGA
This is a messenger RNA of Protopolystoma xenopodis, 237 nucleotides long. NCBI's taxonomy places the organism in Eukaryota, Metazoa, Platyhelminthes, Monogenea, Polystomatidea, Polystomatidae. The record is from the annotation of a GenBank genome assembly.